This is a messenger RNA of Linum tenue, 584 nucleotides long. Lineage: Eukaryota; Viridiplantae; Streptophyta; Magnoliopsida; Malpighiales; Linaceae. The record is from the annotation of a GenBank genome assembly.
UUGGGGACGGUUUUUGGGGGAAACGGGCAAAUAGGGGGAAAAGAAAGAAAACAUCUCACAGAUCAGAGAGUUCAAUUUUUCCCUUUACUUUUUUGGUGAGAUUAGAGCGAAUUUGGCGAGAGUUUCACGUUGCUUCUAGUUACAAGUAGUGUAAGCAAACAAAGCAGAAGCAAGGCGUCUAGAUCUGAGACUACAGAGGACUCCGCCUCUCACAACCAUCAUAGUAAAGCUUUUAGCAGAAGAGCAGAGGAUUUCUCCUCCAAUGGCGGAAAAGAAGCCUAUCGACUCACAAUCUGCAACUGAAGGGAAACAUCCAAACAUUCACUCCCCAAAACAUACCACGGAAACGCAUGGAACAAGCAGUGACAUUGAUGAGAAGACCACCAUUGAUGAAGUAAAAGGGCCAGGGGUGUUUCAGCGGGCGAAGGAGGAGAUCGAGGCGCUCGUCGAAACAAUUCAUCCCAACAAGGUCAAGGAUGAUCACAAGUAAUUUUCCACAUAAUAGUAUGAAAGCUAGAAGGUUUGGCAAGUAUCUUGUUGUGUUAUGAUCUUUUGGGUUUAGGGUGAGAGAUUGAUCAGAUGUG